Messenger RNA from Menidia menidia (Atlantic silverside), 2538 nucleotides. The record is from the annotation of a GenBank genome assembly. Lineage: Eukaryota; Metazoa; Chordata; Actinopteri; Atheriniformes; Atherinopsidae.
UCUUAUAAGGACAGGAAAGGGAAUGUCACUCCCACAGCUCAAAACAAAACAAGCCCUCCCGGCCGUGCAGAGCUACACUGUAGGUCACCUGCAAUAUAUUCUGCCACUCACAAGGACUUGAGAGUAGACAGCCCAAACUCAAACAAUCAGCAGCUGUUUGGAGAUCAGCUGAAAACAGCCGUGGACAUGGGGGAGACGGACUCGCCAUCCAGGGUACUUGCUGUGCGGAGGGAGGUUCUGGAUGAAUUACGCCUGGAUGAAGUGGCUCAGAAAGGGACCUGGUCCACCAAGCCAACUCUAAAUGAACGGAUGAAGGAGUCGCUGAGGUGUUCCGGGCCCAGACUAAAGCAAUCCCUGCUGAGCUGGAUUCCUGUUCUCAGCUGGCUGCCUAAGUACUCCUUCAGGGAUUACGCCUUAGGGGAUCUGGCGUCCGGCUGUAGUGUGGGCAUCAUGCAUCUGCCACAGGGCAUGGCGUACGCUCUUCUGGCUUCAUUACGUCCAGUGUUUGGCCUUUACACGUCCUUCUACCCAGUGCUAGUCUACUUUAUCUUUGGUACUUCCAGACAUAUCUCCGUAGGAACAUUUGCUGUGGUCAGCAUCAUGGUUGGGAGUGUGACAGAAAAACUGGCACCAGACAGUAAUUAUAUGGUAAAUGGGACAAAUGGGACGGUGGAUUUCGAUGAAAGAGAUGCAGACAGAGUGAAGAUAGCCUGCUCCCUCACACUGUUGUCUGGGAUAUUUCAGAUCCUGUUGGGGGUGGUGAAGUUUGGUUUUGUGGUCACCUACCUGUCUGAGCCUCUGGUUCGUGGCUACACAACGGCGUCCGCAUGUCAUGUGUGUGUCUCUCAGCUGAAAUAUCUGUUUGGAGUGACGCCAGAUCGCUUCACCGGUCCUCUCUCUCUUAUUUAUACUCUGGUGGAUCUCUGUGGACUGCUUCCUAAGACUAAGGUUCCGGAGCUCGUGGUCAGCCUUGUGGCGCUCGCUGUGCUCAUUACAGUCAAAGAACUCAAUGCUUGCUACGCAAAGAAGCUGCCUCUGCCAAUUCCAAUAGAGCUCAUAGUUAUCAUUAUAGCAACAAUCACUACCCACUUUGGUGGACUCCGUGAAGAAUAUCAAAUUGAUGUGGUUGGAGAGAUUCCCAGUGGGCUCCAGCCCCCGCGGGUGCCAGAUGCCACUUUAUUCUUAAGUGUUAUAGGUGAUGCUUUUGCUGUGGCCAUUGUGGGCUAUGCCAUCAACAUUUCUCUGGGCAAAACAUUUGCCCUUAAACAUGGCUACAAGGUGGAUAGCAACCAGGAGCUGGUUGCUUUGGGUCUUAGUAACACAGUUGGUAGCUUUUUUCAGUGCUACUCUGUGACUUCCUCUUUAUCACGGAGUCUUGUCCAGGAGAGCACCGGGUCCAAAACACAAGUUUCAAGUGUGGUCUCCUCUGUUAUUGUGUUGAUCACACUUUUGAAAAUAGGUGCCCUCUUUGAGGCUCUCCCAAAGGCCGUCUUAUCCACAAUAGUGUUUGUGAAUUUGAAAGGAAUGUUUAAACAGUUCACGGACAUUGGCAUGCUGUGGAAAACCAACAAAGUGGACUUGCUGGUGUGGCUGGUGACCUUUGUAAGCACCAUCCUGCUUAACCUGGACCUGGGUCUGGCUGUCUCCAUUGGCUUUUCCAUUCUCACUGUCAUCUUCAGAACACAAUUACCCCGCUACUCUAUUUUGGGCAAUGUAGCUGGCACUGAGCUGUAUCUGGACACAGACACCUACAAAGAGGCUAAAGAGAUUCCAGGAAUUAAAAUCUUCCGCUCAUCUGCAACCAUCUGCUACACAAAUGCUGAGAUGUACUUGGAGGUCCUUCAAGAGAAGAGUGGAGUCGACAUCGGGAAGCUGCUGACACAGAAGAAGAAAAGAGAAGCAAAGGAGAAGCGUAAAGAACAAAAAGAAAAAAAGAAAGCUAAAAAUGAGGCACAGAAACAAAAAAAAUCCCACAACCACCACUCCAAUACCAACAACUCUUUGAAGGAAGCUGAGCUGAAUGAGGAUUAUGCAGAAAUAAAAGAGACAAGCAAUCAGAAUGGAAAACCUUUAAGCCUUACAAGCUCAGCAAAUAACAGCCUCAGCAGAGGGCAAGUAAACUGGGCUUACGAAUAUGACACACCCAAAACAGACUCAAACAAAAGUUGCCAUGUUCAGGCUGCCAGAUCAGGCACGCACAGCAUCGUCCUAGACAUGUGUACAACCAGCUUUGUGGAUACAGUCACUGUGAAGAUGCUGAAAAAUAUCUUCAGGGACUUUGGGGCGGUGGAGUUAGACGUGUAUCUUGCCGGUUGCCAAGCCUGUGUGGUUGACCAGCUGGAAAGGGCAAACUUCUUUUCAGAGUCCAUCCCAAAGAGCAGGCUCUUUGUCUCUGUUCAUGAUGCAGUGAUUCAUGCUCAAAGGAAACACAACCAGACAGACUUUAUGCUUGAUCUUUUUUGUGAGACCCAAAUGUGACCACCAGGGGUCACCUUGUUCAAGCUCAAACAACCCCCCCACACACACACUCCCCUCCAG